This is a messenger RNA of Paramormyrops kingsleyae, 8124 nucleotides long. It is a transcript of the gene dop1b, whose product is annotated as DOP1 leucine zipper like protein B. Gene Ontology annotation, cellular component: endosome; trans-Golgi network. Gene Ontology annotation, biological process: Golgi to endosome transport. The record is from RefSeq and is a predicted model, not a curated record. NCBI's taxonomy places the organism in Eukaryota, Metazoa, Chordata, Actinopteri, Osteoglossiformes, Mormyridae.
UUUUUGUGUGCGCGUUUUUCUUCAAUACUGAAAAUACCAAUUUUUAAUAAUAAUAUUUAACGUUUAGAGAAUGUAGAACAUCCAAUCUCUUUUCAUUUAUGGCUCGUUGAGGGGGGGAGGAGGGGAAAACAAACCAGCUCUCACCCCUUGAUCACACCGUGGGUGUCCCCAGGAAGCAUCCCGUCUGCGUACUGUCAGAUGAGCGUAGGAUUGCGGUCCAUCUUUCCCAGCUUAGCCCAAGUUCCAUCCGACGACCUGGCCUCCGACAAUGCUUAUUUUGGUGACAGUCCUGCUUCAUUGUGCAGUUUAAAUCGGUGGGAAGGUUUUCUCAUUCGGUACCGGUAUUUUUUUCCAGCGUCGACACCCUUAACGGACAGCGGGGAACAACACCCCAUGAAGAGUGGCUUUGUGCGCCUUUCACAGAUGCUGAGUAUGCCAGGUCUCCACUAAAGCACCAUGGACCCAGAAGAACAGGAGCUGCAGAAUGACUACCGAUACCGGAGUUACUCGGCCGUCAUUGAGAAGGCCCUUCGCAAUUUCGAGUCCUCCAGCGAAUGGGCGGAUCUUAUCUCCUCCCUGGGCAAGCUCAUUAAGGCACUCCAGAGUAACCUAAAAUACUCUUUGCUUCCGCGGCGAUUGAUAAUUGGCAAGCGUCUGGCGCAGUGUCUCCAUCCCGCCCUGCCCAGUGGCGUGCACCUCAAAGCCCUGGAGACCUAUGAGGUCAUCUUCAAGAUCAUCGGCACCAAAUGGCUUGCAAAGGACCUCUUCAUAUACAGCUCUGGACUCUUCCCGCUCCUGGGCCAUGCAGCCAUGUCUGUAAAGCCGGUUCUUCUAGCUCUAUAUGAGCGCUACUACCUGCCCCUUCAGCACGCACUCUUACCCAGCCUGCAGGCCUUCGUAACCGGCCUGCUGCCCGGCCUAGAGGAGGGGCUGGAGGUGUAUGACAGGACAGAUACCCUGCUGCUGAAGCUGUGCGCCCUGGUGGGGCCACAGGUGCUGUAUGGGGCACUGUGGGGCAGCAUGCUGGUGACCCCCCUGGUGCGUCUGCCUGCUUCCCAUUUCAUCGUCACGCACUUCGACAGGAUGGCCCCGGGCCGGAAACAGAGACACAUGCUGGGCACUAACCAUGGACUCGUGAUGAAGUCCAUCUGUCUCUCCCUGCAGGACUCCAACCUGCUGGUACAAAGGAAUGUGUUGGAGAUCCUCCUCUUCUUCUUCCCCUUCUGCACAUGUCUGGACCCAGCAGAAGCCAGCAUCCCUUUAACUCACGAUGAAGUCAUUUCCCUCGUAAGCUCCGCCCUGAUGGCCCUGCUCAGGAGGGACAUGUCACUGAACAGACGACUUUACGCCUGGCUGCAGGGCACUGACUCCAAAGGAAGCAUGGUAGCCGCAGACCCCAACCUCUCUGCCACGCUAGAGGAGCACAUGACCUUCUACUUUGAGCACUAUUCCAAGGAGCUGCUGCUGGAGGCCUUGAUUAGCAUCCUCAAACUGAAGAACGCCGAGGUGGAUCCAGAAAACGUGAUGGUGUUUCUCAGGCCUUUCCGCAUCAUCAUCAGCUUGCUGGACAAGCCAGAGAUAGGUCCAAAGCUGACAGAGGCCCUGAUGUUGGAGGUGGUUCGGGCACUGUACACCUACGUCAGGGACAUGCUGGGGGAAGAAGACAACACAUUAGAGUCCUGCCUGUCCAAGAACCAGCUGGCCAGUAAGAUCAAAGAAAACAAAAAUGCAUUGGAGAUCAUUAAGACUGCCAGCAUGCUGAUUUCAUCUCUGAACGGCGAGUUCCUGUGGGACUUCAUGACCAGGCACUUUCAGGCCAGUCUCAGUGUGGAACCAUCGGGACAAGACAGGGGUGCCCCGCCCUCCGUGUGUGAGGUGUCAGUCCUCAUUAUGUUCCUGCUGGAGGUUGUCAGACUGGAGCUAUACUCCGAGAUUCAGACACAGUACUUGCCCCAGAUGCUGUACAAAAUCCUGCAGGUGCUGCAAGCCCAUCUGGCUGCAUUCACGCUGCCUGAGCUCAACCAGGCCAUGCGUACCGCCUUCAUGGUCCUCAGCAAAAUCCGGAUGCCUGUGGCCUACAUGGACAUGGAGGCAAAGCCCCAGAUGAAGACUCGCAAGACUAUGGAGAACAGGAGAUAUCAGGCAAGUGAGGAGCACAAUGUCGAUGAAGGGGACAUAGAGGAAGGGGAGGAGCCAGAUCUGGGAGCACUGAAUGAAGGGGCGUGGCUGGAGGCGGAGCCUGGAGACACAUCCCUGCCCACCGUGAGCUCUGAAGACAGCGGCUUGGGCCUCAGUGCCUCCACCUCCGAACAGCACUUGUCCCAGCAGAAGGUGGCCCCAGAGGCAUGUCCAGCCCAGGACAAAGUGUGGAGGAAGGGGGGCAGCAUGGAGGACAUGGCCCGGUGCAUGCAGGACAUCCUGGACUCUUUCAUCAACAGAUACCUGCUGCGUUCAGUGGGAGAAGAGAAGAAGCAGCAGGAAGGUAGCGAGGCUACCGGCAUAGACCCCGCAGGCCCGAAGGCCCUGGCAGGACAGAGAAGCAGCCGCGAGCAGCUUCGAGAGAAGCUCACAGAGCUCUUCACGCCCAACAUGCAGAAGCUGCAGCAGCUGGCUGACUCAGCCUUCCCGUCCUCCAGGAGGCGCCAGAGGAGAGGGAGCGAGGGUGGGGCCAGCCUGGAGUGGGGGGCUGGCUGUCUGUCUCGGGACAGAGCGGAGAUUUCAGAGUCCUGUCGGCAGGCUUUCGGAACCACCUGUCACCUGCUGCUGGAGUGCAGCACAUUCCCCGUGUACCUGCUGGAGGACGAGAUCGAGGUCCUGUACGCAGCUACGUUCCAGAACACCGGCAAUGAUAAAUGUAGCCUUCCGUCAUGGCUGAGGUCCCUGAUGACUCUGUGCUGCGUUUCGAAGGACAGUCAGAUUCAGCAUGUGGCCAUAUCCUCGCUGCUAGAGCUGGUCAGCCACUCUCAGUCCUUGGCACUGGUCAUGAAAGAUAAGUACCAGCGAUACAAGGACUCAGAGAGCAACCCCUUUAGUGGACGUCUGCAGAUGGUGACAGUGCCACCUGUCAGUCCUGCCCUCCUCAAGGCCAUGGAGGAGGACACAGAUUUCUAUCAGCGUGUGGCACAGGUGCUGUGGGCACAACUGGACUCGGAGCAAGGAGAUUUGCACGUUUCCUGCGUGGAGCUCUUCUACCGGCUGCACUGCCUGGCUCCGUCCGCCUCCGUCUGCGAGGACAUCAUCUGCUUGGCGCUGCAGCACAGGGAGAAGGCCGUCCAGCUGGAAGCUCUGCACAGGUUCUCCGUUCUGUGGCAUCUGACCCGGGAUGUCCAGACCACCAUGGCCACGUCACUGAACCGCUCCUUUGACAGAUCGCUCUUCGUAGUUUUGGGCCGCCUGAACAGCUCGGAUGGGUCAGUCAGUACGACAGCGCAGAGCUGGCUGGUCCGUGCCCUCACCCUUGGCGACGUCACCCGGAUCCUGGAGCCGGUUCUGCUUCUGCUGCUGCACCCUGAGACGCAACGCUGCUCCAUUCAGUGCACCUGGGAGAACCUGACCACAGGAACCCUGAGAAUGGUAAACCACAAGGGCAGUUCAUUGCAUUAUACUUCCGGGAGUUCUGCGGAUGUCAUGGCAAUGGAGAGCCUAUCAGAGGAGAGGCUGCUGACCUGGCUGAUGGCGGUGGACCGCGAUACUCUGUGGGCGGAAUUGGAGCAUAUCCCAGAGACUAUGAAGGUCCCGGAUUUUUCAGUGGAGGGGGACGGUGAGAAUGAAGACAGGAUGGAAAAUGAAGGGUGGAGACGGGAGUUGGGGGAGGCGGAGGGGGAGAGCAGUGAGCACACGGACUCAGCGGACACUAGCGGUGCGCAGCUGUCCACAGAGACCUCCACCUCGGCCUCUGGCACAGCCCCGUACCUCCAGCGCAUGGACUCCACCCACACCCAGGCUUCCGAGUCCCUGUCCAGUGAGGACGAGGAAGAGGAGCUAGCAGCCUUGGCCCACCAAAGGCUACUGAAGCAGCAGCAGGAACAGCGGGAGGCUGUCAGCGCGCUUUUCAGACACACACUGCUCUACCUGCAGCCCUACGAGCAUGCCCGCAUCCUCCGGGCCUUCUCCGUACUAGAGAUCCUUGUCCGAACCUGUGGCCGGCCCUUCGUGGAAGCCACAUCUACCACUACCCUUGAUUCUGGAGUCCCUGCUCAUCUUGCUCUGGUCUGCAAUCUGUUGUUGCGUCACCAGGAGACGCUGGAGGGUCGCAGCUUCUAUGGACGCUGGCCGGCCCAGUCCACAGAGCCCCAACCUCAGGGCCCGCUGAUCGAGCUGCUGGCCAACCUCUGCCUGCGCUUCCUACGCUCAUACUAUCCUAGAUACCUGCGUUUGGAUGUGCCUCGCCUACAGGGGAACCUCCAGGUCCAGGUGAAGAGCACAGAGGUGCUGACCUGCUUGCUGGGCCAGCUGGUGGACUUGGCCCGGACUCAGGACCAGCCCGGCCUGGAGAUGAUCCGUCGGCUCCUGUCAGCCAACGGAGUACAGCAGUAUGUACUUCUCUCGCUCUCUGCCUCGAUGCACGUCAGUCAGCUGCACAGCAGCGACGAGGACGCGGCCGGAGACCCGGAAGGGCCGUCCGAAGAAUGCCUGAUUGAGCGUGACCCCGAUGUGGCUGGAGAACAUGCCUUGCAGGUGGAGCUGCUGAAACUGCUGCGGGUGCUGGUGGUUCUGGAGCACCUUGUGGGCCCCGAGGCAGCCACCGAGCAGCACGGGGCCACCAACGCUGCCUCCCCACUGGCACGCGAAUGGCAGACAGCCCAGCAGUACCAGCAAUCCAUCCGUGCCCCGCAGUAUGUGCCCGACCAGCCCAUCACUGCACAGGGCAUGUUCGUCUCAGCUGUCUCCCGUGCCCUGCUGCCGCGACACGGCUACACCAUGCACCCGCACUGGGUGGGCUUGGUGUGCGCAUCGCUGCCCUAUCUGGGCCGCUCCCUCGCCGUCACCGCCACCCCAUUCGUCAUCCAGAUCUGCAAGAACUUGGACGAACUGGUGCACCAGUAUGAGCACGAGGCCAACAGGUCUGCCCACAGGGGCAGCGUGAAGAGGAAGGUUGUGACCCCAGAUUACCUCCUGACCCUACUGGAAGGCCUGACCACUAUCACUCAUUAUUGCCUCCUAGAUAAUAGGAAGCCCCUCUCGACCUCCGAUGUGGCGGACCUGCGUAAUGCUCGCAACGCCAUCCUGGAAGAGCUUCCACGCAUAGUCAGCAGUAUGGCUCUGCUGUGGGGUGUCAUCAGGAGAGAGGAGGGAGCCAGGAAGGGCUCUGACAGCAGCCACGGCCCUGGGCAGGCCUACCAUUCUGCCUGCUUCAGGAACAUCAGGAUUCUCAGGCAGAAGGUGCUGGAGUUUCUGGAGCCCCUGGUGGGCUUGUUUGGGAUGCAGAUCAUGGCAUCUGUGGGUGCUGUGUGGAACAGCAGGAGAAGUAAGAAGAGGCACAGCCAAAACAAGAUCUUGCCGGCCGUCAGUGAGCCUCACCUGACCAUCGUGGAGCUCGUGAAGUCUCUGAGCGUGCUCCGUGUUGACACCAUUUUGCAGCUGGUGAAAGAGGUUGUGAAGAAGCCACAUCAAAUAAAGGGAGAGCAGAAGUCCACUCUUGUUGAUGUUCCCCUUCUUCAGUUUACCUACACCUACAUCCAGAGCAUCUCUGCUCAGGUGCUCCAGGAAAAUGUCACUCCUCUUCUCUGCCUCCUGAAGGAGUCAGUCCAGAUGAAUCUGGCUCCUCCUGGACACUUCCUCCUACUGAGGAUUCUCAAUGAUCUAGUGAACAGACUCCCCAAUCUAGAAAACAAGAAAGACAACAGAGAUGUGCAGGAGGUGACCCAGAGGAUCCUGGACGCAGUGGCCAGUGUGGUGGGCUCCUCCCUGGAACAAACCAGCUGGCUCAGUCGCAACCUAGAGGUGAAGGCCCAGCCACAGGUGCUCCAGGAGGAGGAAGAAGAAGCAGAUGCCGCAGAUCUCUAUGACGUCGCCGCCCAGCCCAGUGCCGUUGUGUCCUCAUCAGCACCAUCUGUCUACAGUGUCCAGGCUCUCAGCCUGCUGGCCGAGGUAUUGGCUCCCCUCCUGGACAUGGUGUACCGCAGCGAGGAGAAGGAAAGAGCCGUCCCUCUUAUAUCCCGCCUCCUGUACUUUGUCUUCCCGUACCUGAGGAACCACAGUGCCCACAACGUGCCAAGCUUUUGUGCAGCAGCCCAGCUCCUGAGCAGCCUGAGCGGCUAUGCCUACACCAAGCGCACCUGGAAGAAGGAGGUCUUUGAGCUUUUCAUGGAUCCUAUGUUCUUCCACAUGGAUGCCGCUUGCGUGACACACUGGAAGUCCAUUGUUGACCAUCUGUUGACGCAUGAGAAGACCAUGUUCAAAGAGUUGAUGAGUCUGCAAAGCAGCUCCUUGAAGGUUCUGUCAGGUCAGGAACAGAAGGCUCUCCUCCUGAAACGCCAGGCCUUCUCUUUGUUCAGCGGUGAACUGGACCAGUACCACCCCUACCUGCCUCUCAUUCAAGAGCGCCUGACAGAGACCCUGCGGGUGGGCCAGACUCCCUCUGCUGCGGCACAGAUAUUCCUCACGUUCCGAGUUCUGCUCUUGCGAAUCUCCCCUCAGCAUCUCACAUCAUUAUGGCCCAUUAUGAUCACAGAGCUGAUACGCGCAUUUGUUCGGCUGCAGAAGAAUCUGCUGGACAAUAAAGUUUCAAAAGCUGUCGGUCGUGCUGGGGGGGGCCGGGGGGACCCAGGAAGGAAUGGAGCCCUGUUCCUCCAGAACGAGCUGGACAUGUACCUGUCAGCCUGCAAGUUCCUGGAUACGGCUCUGUCUUUCCCACCCGACCGAAUGCCCCUCUUCCAGAUGUAUCGCUGGGCAUUCAUCCCUGAGGUGGAUGUUGAGAUGUUCAGCGGACCAGACAAUGGCUUGAUAGAAAGUGAGCCAGAAAGUCAGCCCCAUGUGGUUCGGAUCCUGGAGGGGCUACGCUACAGAUUUGGGGACCUGAAUGGUAUGGUGUCCAGUGACAGCACUGAAGAACGUCUGGAGUUCCCCCUGCUGAGGUCACGCUCCAUCUCCUGUAUCUCUGAGCUGUUACCUUUUCUCCAGAUCCUCAGUUGCUCUUUCAGGGGUUCUAGGGAGCUGCACAUGCAUUCGCCAAAAGUGCAGUACCCUGCCCCCAACAGUGAGGCAGUACUGAGCCGACUGGAAGAGGUCAUAGAGGUGGAGUUCCUUGAGACUCUUUGAGCUGGGCUGUUUCAUCUUCCUGCCCAGCUCUCCUCUCAGUGUUGUGGUGCCAUAUUUGCAUACAUGUGUGUCCUGGGAAUGUGGUCAGACUGUCCUAUGGCUGAUUGGAAGAAGAGCUCCACAUCUCACCUGGGUCUGCUCUUCCUGUGCGAGCAAUUCUCAGGCUGUGCAUUGUGGACGCUGCAGCCUAUAGCAAUCCACACCCCUACUAUGGUGCUGUCCUGCUGGAAAAACUCAUGGGGAUCAGGAAAAACAAGGAAGAAUGAAAAGGAACCGUGUGGGUCACUAAUUCCAACAACGUGUUUAAGUGUGUGCUAGGCACAUGGACUAAGUCUUUUUAAACAUACAGCAUCACCGUGCUAAUGUGCUCUGUUGACACGCUAUAGGAGUGAAAAAACACCAAAAGAACUUUAAAAGCCCUUCGUACCUGUCUUUUGUCCUAUACCAUGAAGUUCCCCAAAGGCAUAUCACAGCUUUGUAUAUAGAGAUGUGCACGCCUAUAACACACAGUCCCACUGAAUCGAAAUCUGUCUUUCGAACAAUGUGCUGGGUCUAUUUCUGACCUUAUGGGUUUAGAACAAAAUGUAUCCUGUCAGUGUCCAGGAGGGUUUUCAAGGAAUGGACAUGAAUCAAUUUUAAGGAUUGAAUAACGAAAACACUGUAGCUUUCUUGUCUGCUUCUGUCCCUAAUGAAUGUUAUCCUUCGGUCAGUGAAAGCCUAAAUUAUGGCAAUUUGAAAAAUCAUAAAUUAGUAUAAUUAUGGCAUAUUAUAAUAAUGAUCUGUAAAUAAGAUUAUCUGUGCAAGUGAAAUAACCUGGUUAACCUGUUGAUCCUCGGUACAUUAAAAAAUCCUGCAAAAACAUUA